Setaria italica (foxtail millet) is the source of this 933-nucleotide messenger RNA. Its product is annotated as DNA repair RAD52-like protein 2, chloroplastic. Bases 25 to 597 code for a protein of 190 amino acids. The record is from RefSeq and is a predicted model, not a curated record. The transcript is spliced from 4 exons. Lineage: Eukaryota; Viridiplantae; Streptophyta; Magnoliopsida; Poales; Poaceae. Gene Ontology annotation, biological process: double-strand break repair via homologous recombination. Gene Ontology annotation, molecular function: DNA binding.
CUGAGCACCCCCACGCCGCAGCCCAUGGAGUCCGCCUUCCUCGCGCGCCCGCUCGCCCGGCCGCUCCGGGCCUCCGCGGCGCUCCCCCGCGCCUCCCGCCGCCCCACCCGCGUGGCGGUCGUCGCCGCCGCGGCGCCAGAGCGGAAGCCACCGGGCGCGGCGGCGUCCACCACCAACUACGUCGUGCCGCUCGACGCCGCGCCGUCCGGGAUCACGCGCCCGCUCGUCGAGAUCCUCCGCGACCUCAACAAGCGCGUUCCGGACACCAUCGUGCGACCCGCCUCACGACGCGCCUCCGCCUCCGAUCCCGUCGUCCCCUGGUACCAUGCCAACAGGAUGCUCAGCUUUUAUGCUCCAGGUUGGUGUGGAGAGAUCCGUGAUGUUAUCUACACUGACAGUGGAAAGGUGACUGUGAUAUACCGUGUGACAGUACGAGGAACAGACGGAGAGGUUCAUAGAGAGGCCGCUGGAACAGCGUCGCUGAGUGACGCACGGUUUGAUGAUCCCGUGGCGGCGGCAGAAGAAGCCGCGUUCUGCAAAGCCUGCGCAAGGUUUGGUUUCGGCCUGUAUCUGUACCACGACGACGAGACGCCGUAGCGGGUCCGCAUCCGUCCUUUCUUCUGCUUGGCUUCUCGCCAGUCUAUCAAGUUGUUGUGGUGGCGCUGUGGGGGUUGAUCAGCUUGCCGAGUCAUCUCCAAUUCUCCGUCCUGAUGGUGAUGGCGCAUGUAUCAUCCGUGCUGCUCAACUGUAAAUAUGAGGCGUAUCAAGUUGCUAAUCACUCGAGCUGUUGUACAAUGUUGGUGCAUUAAGCGUGUUGUUUGCUCAAUUUGGGACACAGCCUUGCAAAUAUUCAGUGAAAUUGUAUCUGAUGCUGUGUAUUAUGCUAUUAUGAAUGUGUAUGCAUUAUUUUUUUACCACAAUACAAUACAAUAC